AGGUCCUUUAGAAGGAUGGGAUCUAGUAGGUUAUCCCUUGAGAUUUUUAGAAACAACCGCGUUUACCUCAAAGGGAUUACCGGAUUGUGGCGGUGAGCGUGCUCUGCAGCGGCGGACUAAGUGGUGUCCACCAGGGUGCGCGCACAACUGGUGAAGUGUCGUGGAGCGGGAGCGCGCAGCUCCGGCCUGUCUGCUGGCGGUGAUCGGGUGAAGAUGGCGCCGGGCGGAUGGAAAUCCUAAUGACAGUUUCCAGGAUCGCUUCUAUCUGUACCAUGGGCGCCAAUGCCUCGGCUUUAGAGAAAGAGAUUGGUCCGGAACAGUUUCCAGUAAAUGAGCACUAUUUUGGAUUAGUUAAUUUAAAUUUUGCCUUAAAUAAAUGUUUGGAAUUUGAAUCCAGUGCUGUACACACAUUUUCUAAUAUCAUAUGUUUAUUUUUUAUUUUUUUUGUGUCCAGGGGAUUUAGCAACACAGAAACACUUUGUAGUGAAUACAAAUAUUACUGCGAAGAAUGUCGCAGUAAACAGGAAGCACAUAAAAGAAUGAAAGUAAAAAAGCUGCCUAUGAUUCUAGCUCUUCAUUUAAAGAGGUUUAAGUACAUGGAUCAACUUCAUCGAUAUACAAAACUUUCAUACAGGGUAGUUUUUCCUUUGGAGCUUCGACUUUUUAAUACAUCUGGAGAUGCUACCAAUCCGGACAGAAUGUAUGACCUUGUAGCUGUGGUAGUUCACUGUGGAAGUGGUCCAAACAGAGGACAUUAUAUUGCAAUUGUAAAAAGCCACGACUUUUGGUUGUUGUUUGAUGAUGAUAUUGUAGAGAAAAUUGAUGCACAAGCUAUUGAAGAAUUCUACGGGUUGACUUCUGACAUCUCUAAGAACUCUGAAUCUGGUUACAUCCUCUUCUACCAGUCUCGAGACUAAAUGAGAACUGUGACAAUUAUACUUUCUGCCUCAUUUCUUCUCUGAAUAUUUUGAAAAAGAAGGAAGCACUGAUUAUAUAUACAAAAAAAAUAUAUAUAUAUAUAUAAAAAUACACCUUAAAAAGAGGACAGCCCAGAGCUCAGGGGGGCAUUAGCGCAGUUUGCACACGCCGAAGCAAAGAGCAUGGUCGUAGAAUACAAGAAGCUCAUAUCAUGAUGAUUGAUUUAUUUGCUCAGGUAUCAUGCACACCAUGAAGUUCCAUCUGUGCUAAGUGAUAACAGAAAUGGACAUUUUGUUGGUUGAUAGGACUUCCAGUUAUUUAAUGAUGUCUGCUCUCUUUCUUAGCCAUUACAACAACAGCACGGAAAAGUGGCUUUGAAGGAAAGUCUAGAAACAUUUGUUUCUAAUGCUGACCAUUCUGUAUAGUAAAUAAAGCACUAGUUUUAAAAACUAAAUGUUAUAACAUCUAAAAAUAUAAAUGUAUGUUUAAAAAAAAAUGAAAAAAACUCAAAUAUAUAUUUGCGCCCAGCAACCGCAAUUGCCUUUCUUAUAGAGGACGUAUAAAACAAUUCAUUUAGUUCCAAGUACCUGCCUGAAAAGAUUUUCAGUACAGUUCCAAUGUAAGAUUGGAAACUAAAAACUAAAUGGUGUCUAUUUUCCCCUAUUAUGGGGAGCACUGGUCAAAUUGCCAGACUUUAUAUUGUAUUUAUUUGAGCUGUCGCAAAUAAUGGCUUCUCCUCUUGCUAAUUUUCCAGAAGUAUAAUGAUCAUUCAUUUAGCACAAAUAUAUUAUUCACUAAGUUAAUUUAUGAUUAUCAUGUAUACUGUUUGUAGAAUUAAUUUAUUGGUCAUAGCCUCUUUAAUGCCGUUCUUUGUAAUUCUGAGUAAGAUGAUACAGUCAUGAUAUGCAACACAAUAUAAAUAGACUAUGUGAAAGCUGGAAUCUUCUUUGUGAAGUUAUACAGUGUGAACAAAAGAAAAUAGAUGUAAAUCUGUGUUCAUUACUAAGUUCUUAAAUUUGUAAAAAAUUUUUGCUGUCACACAUAAUUCCAAUGAAUGAUAUACUAUAUCUGGGUCAAAGAUGUUAUACUAAUCCAUAUAGGUCUAAGUGUAUUUGAUGAUGGUGCAUGUUGGGAAAUAUUCCAAUAGUUCUCCAAUGGACAAUUUAAUAUAACAUUUGUUAUAACAAAUAUGAAAUGAAUAUGCUUAUUAAAAAAAACUUCCAAACCCAUACUGGGUGACACUUUUAAAAGAAAAAAAUGUAUUUUUUUUUUCUAUGUUUGGCGUGGUCAUAGUUGAAUUCUGAAAUGUCAAUCAAAUUAGCGCCAAGUAGGAUGUUAAAUGUAGUUUUAUGUACUCUUUAGUGAUUGACAGCUCUUUAUUCAUGCGUCUGUUUUCUGACAGUGUCUGAAUGUAAUGCCUGGGAAGUGAAUGAAUAAUGAUGUAUUUGAAGCAAUCAGUCUUUUUGAUAUCCUGUUUUAGUCAUUCCCUUACUCAAAAUUCUGACUUAAACCAUAGCUUUCAAAAAUUGGUUUUAUGUAUAUUGUUUAGAAAAGGCUUAUAUUUACUAAACCAAUGCUUGCCUCUCAAUUUAUUAAAUUCAGUGAUGUCCAACAGCCAUUGUUGGCUGACUUCCAAGUAAAUAUUGCCCAUAUUUUUUUGCUGCUAAUCACAGUAGCUCACUUCAUUGCUAGAAAACAUUUAUUGGCUCAGGAAGCUGUUUUAUAUUUUCCGGUCCAGUUACCAACUUUAUUACAUAGAUCCAUUCAGUGAUGGAAGAAUUUGUACCUAAAUAGUUAAUAAUAAUGAAUUCCUUCCUCUUCGGAAAGGCAUAAGACUGUCGGUUAAGGGAAAGUAAAGGCAGUGAACUGGUUUGAUGUUUCAUUACAAAUCUUAAAGGAACAGUAACGUCAAAAUGAAAUGUUCACAGACCAAUUUUAAACAAUUUUGCUAUUUACUUCUAUUAUUACAUUUGCUUUAUACUCUUGGUAUCCUUUGUUGCAGAGUAAACCAUGCUAGCCUGAUCGGUGCUUAGGAGCGUUCACAAUUCUUUAGCAUUCUAUGGCAGCAGUAUUAUCAGCUAUGUAUAACAUUGCUAUAAAAAUUGUUGCCAACACUGCUGCCAGAUGGCUAAAGACAAGUUCAUGUUCCCGAGCUUAACUAGGAUUACUCUUUCACAAUGGAUGUCAUGACAACUAACCAAAAUUGAUCAUAGAAGUAAAUUGGAAAGUUGUUUAAAAUGUCAUGCUCCACCCAAUCCAUUUUUAAUUUUGAUUUUAUUGUCAAUUUAAGUAAUGUGCAAAUCCUUGGCUUUUUGGUAUGUUCAUUUUUUUUAGGGGGUUUACCAUUUCAUAUUUGUUUUUGUACAUUUGCACAAUUUUUUUUAAAUAAUUGUUCCGUUUUCAAAGAUCACUUAAUACCAAAUCAGCAUCUGUUUUGUUUCACAGUUAACAUUGUGCUGCCCUUAAAAUACCUAGAAACUGACAAGUUUUUUGUUUUUUUUAAACACGUUUUUUUUAUUUAUGUUUAUAAUUUAAAGCCAAGGUGUGUUUUUUUACAAAAACAUAAUAUAAAUGAUAAAAAAGAACUUUUUUUUUUUUUUUUGCUUUUUCAAAAUUAUUCUUCAUUGAAAUUUUCUGUUUUUCAUCUGCAUCCCAUUUCAUAAAUGUUAUGUAUUUUUUAGUGAAUUAUGAGGUGGUGGUUGAGGAUAAGCUAGUUUUUACUUCUAGUGCAGCUGAUAAUGAAAUAAAAUGUUAAUCACGGAAUUUAGCAAUUUAUGAAAAAGAUAUAUAUUAACCAAGGAAAAUGACCAACAUGUAUGACACAGAAAUAUUUUUUAGGGGUAGUUGAGAUGGGAGUUUUCAGUUGUACAUAGGGAAUUGAUUGCUGUGUAACUAUAUUGUUGAUUUUGGACAGCAGUCCAUUAUUUUGUAUAUCGGAAACAAAAAUUUUAUUAAAUAAUGUAUGUUAUUUGUUAACAUACUAGGUGUAUUAAACAACCUAUAAAUUAUAAAACGUUGCACUUUUGAUACAGAUUUAUAGAUGUUUGGCGGGUGUAUUAAAGGGCUUGCUUGAGAUAACUUGUUGUGUUAUGAUUUCCUGUUUUAAAGAAAUAAAUGAAAGUGUAAGCAA
Messenger RNA from Bombina bombina (fire-bellied toad), 4048 nucleotides. It is a transcript of the gene USP12, whose product is annotated as ubiquitin specific peptidase 12. The transcript is spliced from 6 exons. The record is from RefSeq and is a predicted model, not a curated record. Lineage: Eukaryota; Metazoa; Chordata; Amphibia; Anura; Bombinatoridae. Gene Ontology annotation, biological process: protein deubiquitination. Gene Ontology annotation, cellular component: nucleus; cytosol. Bases 228 to 917 code for a protein of 229 amino acids. Gene Ontology annotation, molecular function: cysteine-type deubiquitinase activity; cysteine-type endopeptidase activity.